CCCGGGAGCCUACUACAAUCUCGUAUAGACAGUUGUUUGUGGAGUGCGUGCGUUUGAUGGGUUACCUUUUAUGGUGAUUCAAGUAACAAGAAAACAUUGGUCAAACUUGUAAUGUUUUAACAACAAAUCGGUGCAGGACCUAUUAAAAGAAAAGAUGUUUGGCAGCUUAAGAUGGAUUAUAGCAAUAAUAAUUAUCACGUCUGUGUUAUCAAGGGCAAAUUAUGCCCCUCCAGAAAGAUUGACAGGGAUGAAUCCUUGUAUCAGCAAACAAACGUGUCACGAAUGCAUACAAACACCGCAUUGUGCUUGGUGCGCUGCACCGAAAUUUUCUGAAAAACGAUGUUUUCUACCAAAUAUAAAUACCAAAAUAUUUGCAACAUGUCCAAGAGACUACACAUGGAAUCCGGACAAUUUUUUCAGUAUGAUAAGACAUCGUAAUUUAACAAAAGGUGGUUAUACCAGUGGCAGCAGCAGCAGUAGUUAUGAUUAUUCAUAUAUGAAUUCUAGUUCAUUUAGCGGUAGUUCACAGUCUAGUAUCAACAGUGGCAGAAGGCAGGAAGCUGUACAAAUUUGGCCCCAGGAAGUUAAUCUGAAACUCAGAAUAAACGAAGCACAUAGAAUGACCUUUGCUUAUUCCCAAGCAAAAGAUUAUCCUGUUGAUCUGUAUUAUCUUAUGGAUCUGAGUAAAUCGAUGGAGGAUGACAAGAAAAAGUUAUCAGACUUGGGACAACUUUUAGUAGAAAGUAUGAGUAAAAUUACAAGCAACUUUCGUUUAGGCUUUGGUAGUUUCGUGGACAAAGUUGUAAUGCCUUAUGUUAAUACAAUGCCAAAAUCGCUAAUAGAACCGUGCGAUGGCUGUGCAGCACCGUAUGGUUAUAAAAACAUUAUGACACUUUCUCAAGAUACCAGUCAUUUUGCAAACUUGGUACGAAAUGCUUCAGUAUCUGGAAACUUGGAUGCGCCAGAAGGAGGAUUCGAUGCUAUUAUGCAAGCUAUAGUCUGUAGGCGACAAAUUGGUUGGCGUGAAAAGGCUCGUAGACUUUUAGUAUUUUCUACGGAUGCCGGUUUUCACUAUGCAGGUGAUGGCAAGUUAGGUGGAAUUGUGAAACCAAACGACGGUGAAUGCCAUUUAGAUGGCACCGGUCUUUACACUCACUCAUCUUUGCAAGACUAUCCAAGUAUUUCUCAAAUCAAUUUAAAAGUUAAGCAGAAUGCUAUUAAUAUUAUAUGGGCUGUCACUGAGGAACAGAUAAACGUUUACAAAAGAUUGACUAAACACGUAGAAGGAUCAUUUGCUGGCAAAUUAUCAGACGAUUCAAGUAACAUUGUAGAAUUAAUUCGAGAACAGUACGCUGCAAUUUCAAGUUCUGUCGAGAUGAAGGAUACAGCCAGCAGUGCUGUAAAAGUGAAAUAUUUUUCAAAAUGUUUGGGUUCAGGACCGCUUAUCGAAACUUCGAAAUGCGACGGAUUGAAAGUUGGAACAAAAGUAGAAUUUACUGCUGAAAUUGCAGUUACAAGCUGUCCAGAAAAUAGAUCUGAAUGGAUACAGAAGUUUGACAUAUAUCCAGUUGGUAUUAAUGAAACGCUUACUGUAAAUUUGGAAAUGUUGUGUGAUUGUGAAUGCGAACGCGAAGGGGCUAUGUAUGAAGUUAAAUCACCAGAAUGUAAUGGUGUAGGAACCUUGAAAUGUGGUAUCUGCGAAUGUUACGAUGGAUUUUUUGGGAAACGCUGCGAAUGCAGCCCUCAUCAAGAGAUGACCGGAUUCGAUAAACAUUUCCAAUCUUGUAGGCCUGAUAACACGUCCCUUGUAGAUUGCUCAGGAAGAGGAACCUGUGCUUGUGGUCAGUGCGAAUGUGAAGAAAGAGAAAACCGCGAUGAAUUAAUAUCGGGUCACUUUUGCGAGUGUGAUAAUUUUUCGUGCGAUCGGGAUCAAGGUCAUUUAUGCUCAAAUCAUGGGACUUGCGAAUGUGGCCAAUGUGUUUGUCACGCGGGAUGGACUAGUCCAUCUUGUAAUUGUAGAUCUUCAAACGAAACUUGUAUUGCACCAGGAACUACGAAUGGAUUAUUAUGUUCAGGACACGGAGACUGCGUAUGCGGUGAAUGUUUCUGUCACGAAGAAGGCAGUACAAGGUACUCGGGCAAACAUUGUAACAAAUGCCCGACGUGUCCGAGUCGGUGCGAAGAGUUAAAAAAUUGUGUACUGUGCCAAAUGUAUGGCACUGGCAAUUUUACCGACAAAGAAGAGUGUGCAAAGAAUUGCAAAGAAUUUGUACCCGAACCAGUCGAUACCGUUAUACCAGAUGUCGAUCAAGACGAAGUUUUAUGCUUCGGUAUUGACGAGGAUGAUUGUAAAUAUAAUUUCGUUUAUUAUUACAAUGAAACGAAUAGCUUAAAAGUACGAGCUCAGAAAGAAAGGGAAUGUCCACCGCAAGUUUAUAUGCUCGGAAUAGUGUUAGGUGUAAUAGCGGCAAUUGUUUUAAUUGGGCUCGCAUUAUUACUUUUAUGGAAACUAUUAACAACUAUACACGACAGGAGAGAGUUUGCAAGAUUUGAGAAAGAAAGAAUGAUGGCAAAAUGGGACACGGGGGAAAAUCCAAUUUACAAACAAGCAACUUCAACAUUUAAAAAUCCAACAUAUGCUGGAAAAUAAAAAUAUUAAGAAUGAUCUCUCUCUCUCUACUGAAAAAGUUUAUUGUAUUGCAGUAAAUUGUUUUCAUAUAUAUAUUUUUUUUUUUUUUUUAAUAUAAAUUUUAAACUGUUUAAUAUUUAAAUGGUAAACAAAAACUUUACUAUGCAACAAACAAAGCUUUAGCACUAAUUGGAAUAGUUUUUAACAUUGUAAUUUGUAAGUAUUUAAUGGAAACUAAUGUUGCAGUAUGAAAUAUUAUCAGAUUAUUAUCACUAAGUACGAUAUUAUAAUACUGCCAUAUAACUUAGACUGCUAUGUAUGAAUGUGUGUGUACGAGUGUAAAUUAUGUAUACAAUGAAUACUUGUAAUGUAGGAAUGAAUACCUGCAUAGAAGUAUAGUAACACAAUGAUUUGAGGAUGUACAAUCUCAAUCUUACUGUGACAUUUAUAUGCAAGUGCCUUUUAUCUUAUGACAAAAAAUGUUUCACGUAAUUUUUUAAUUACCUUUUUUAAAAUGAAAUUUAUAAAACAUAUUAACAUUGCUGAUUCAGAGUGUAAUGAAUUCUUCUCUUAAAUAUAUUUAUUGAGAUUUUUGAUACAUUAAUAUAUUUCAGACAGAAAAGGGAUAUAAAUAAUAAACAUUCUAAUAUGUGAUAUUGCAAGAUGUAAAACGUUUUUUAUGAAUGUGUUUUGAAGAAUAAUGUUUUCUUCUUACGUCUUCCGUAUUUUCGCACAUUUUUUAAAUUUUAUCAUAUAUUGAUUUAAAAAUGUAUGUAAAAAAUUGUAUAAAUGUAAAAAAUAAGAAAGUGCAUAGUAGUAAGUGUAAAUCAUUUAACAAUUGCUAAAAAACGGACAUUUUGCGUUUCUCUUCUAAAUAUCUUUAUAAAAUAUUAUACAUGACUGAAUACUUAUUUUUUUCAAUAUACGCAAAUGGAAAUACAAUUAACAAGAAGUUAACGCAGUUCAUUAAAAUAGUGUAAAUCAAUGUUUUAAGUUACUAAGUAUUAGAAAUGAAUGCUUUUGUUAUGUAUUAAUCAUUUUCCAUUAUAGUAAGAUGUGAUUUUCAGCUUCUAUGAAACUUAUUAAAAAUGAUACGUGCUAAAAUUGUUUUGGAUAUAAAUAACUACUCCGAUUUAUAACAGCUGUAUUUUGAAAUAAUGAAAUAAUAGACUGAAAUAAUAUUAGUCUAUCUUGCGAUCUAUCUUGCAAGAUAAAGUAAACAAACAUAUUGUACUAUCAUGUAUUUGAGAAUACACAUUUACCGAUAUUAUAUUGA
This is a messenger RNA of Osmia lignaria (orchard mason bee), 3905 nucleotides long. RefSeq names its product position-specific antigen beta subunit myospheroid (gene mys). Gene Ontology annotation, cellular component: focal adhesion; integrin complex; cell surface. Gene Ontology annotation, molecular function: integrin binding. Lineage: Eukaryota; Metazoa; Arthropoda; Insecta; Hymenoptera; Megachilidae. Gene Ontology annotation, biological process: cell adhesion mediated by integrin; cell-cell adhesion; cell-matrix adhesion. The record is from RefSeq and is a predicted model, not a curated record.